This is a messenger RNA of Salvia hispanica, 1192 nucleotides long. RefSeq names its product serine/threonine-protein kinase Aurora-1. NCBI's taxonomy places the organism in Eukaryota, Viridiplantae, Streptophyta, Magnoliopsida, Lamiales, Lamiaceae. Gene Ontology annotation, molecular function: ATP binding; protein kinase activity. Gene Ontology annotation, biological process: protein phosphorylation. The record is from RefSeq and is a predicted model, not a curated record.
CUCAUUUCUCUGCAAAUUUGAAAAUCAUUUUUGCAGCAUUCGCGUCUCUCUCUCACGCCAACUGUGCGAGCUGUGUGUGUGUUUUCCGGAGAUGGCGAUCGCGGCAGAGUCUCAACAAGAUCACAAGAAUUCUUCAGAGAGCACAGCAGCUGAGAGAAAGAAAUGGACCCUAAACGACUUUGAAAUCGGAAAGCCUCUCGGCCGAGGGAAGUUUGGGCAUGUAUAUCUUGCUAGAGAAAAGAGGAGCAACCAUGUUAUCGCACUGAAGGUCUUGUUUAAGAGCCAGCUUAAAGAGUCUCAGGUCGAGCACCAGCUUCGUCGUGAAGUGGAGAUACAGAGUCAUCUUCGACACCCCAACAUUCUACGGCUAUAUGGUUACUUCUACGAUCAGAAACGAGUUUACUUGAUUCUGGAAUAUGCUGCCAAGGGAGAGCUCUACAAGGAGUUGCAGAAGUGCAAAUAUUUUAGUGAAAGACGCGCUGCAACAUAUAUUGCAUCAUUAGCCCGAGCACUCAUAUAUUGCCAUGGGAAGCAUGUCAUACACCGAGACAUCAAACCUGAGAACCUUUUGGUCGGAGCUCAGGGUGAGCUCAAAAUUGCAGAUUUUGGCUGGUCUGUCCACACAUUUAAUCGUAGGAGGACCAUGUGCGGCACUCUUGACUAUCUUCCACCUGAGAUGGUGGAGAGUGUGGAGCAUGAUGCGAAUGUAGAUAUAUGGAGUCUUGGUAUUCUGUGUUACGAGUUUCUCUACGGAUUGCCCCCAUUUGAAGCAAAAGAACACGCAGACACAUACAGAAGGAUUAUCCAGGUGGAUUUAAAAUUCCCUCCAAAGCCAAUAGUUUCUUCAGCUGCUAAAGAUCUAAUUAGUCAGAUGCUCGUCAAGGAUUCUUCGAAGCGUCUGCCUUUGCACAAACUGCUAGAGCAUCCAUGGAUUGUGCAGAAUGCCGAUCCAUCUGGUGUUUACAGGGGUUGAUUGAUACACAUGGUUAUGCCUUGAUUAGAUCAUUUCACUGUAGAUUAUAUCAAUCUCUGUUGUGUUAAAUGUAGAUGAGAGUGAUAUAAUAUGCAUUCUCUCUCCUAUAUGCAUAUUUUGGUGCAGUAAUCAGCAUUAGCUGCCAUUAAACAAUUACCUGAUUGAAUGUAAUGCUUCUUAUUAUUGGCAAUAAUUUACAAUUCUUUUGUGGGAGUUCAA